CCCCCCUCUCUCUCUCUCUCUCUCUCUCUCUCUCCUCUAUAAAAUCCCCUGCAAUCCCUCGCCAAAUCCCCCCAAAAGCUCUUUCUCGAAUAAAACCCCCCAAAUCAUAGAAGAAAAAGACGGAAUUAAUCCCUAACCCACUGUACCAAAUCUUCUCUAUGAAAUAUGUACGGAAUUGAUGCCAACAGCAAUCGGUGGACGCCGCCGGCGGUGGAUUCGGCCGCCGCAGUAUGGAGUCGGCAAGAGGACAAGAUUUUUGAGAAGGCUCUGGUGGAAUUCCCGGAAGGAAUCGACCACCGGUGGCGGAGAAUAGCUGAAUUUCUUCCAGGUAAAUCGCCGGACGAAGUCAGACUGCAUUACGAGACUCUCUUGCAUGACAUCGCGGAGAUCGACUCGGGCCGCGUUGAGCUGCCGAGUUAUUCGGAUGAGUCGGCGCCGCUUGGGUGGGACCAGCAUGCCAGGCCGAGGACGCCGGGUCAAAUCUCAUUCGGCGGUGGGAACCGCAGUCGGCACUCCGAAGUUGAACGGAAAAAGGGUACGCCAUGGACAGAAGAUGAACACAGGUUGUUCUUGAUUGGACUUGAUAGGUAUGGUAAAGGUGACUGGAGAAGUAUUUCAAGGAAUGUAGUAGUUACAAGGACCCCAACACAAGUUGCUAGCCAUGCUCAGAAGUAUUUCCUUCGUCAUAAUUCAGGAAAGAAGGAGAGAAAAAGAUCUAGCAUUCACGACAUCACCACAGCCAUGGACAGCAUGCCGGUGCCUGCUCCCACCAAUCUUCCCAACCAGGGAGGAUCGCAAAAUUGUAGUUUUGCAAUGCCUAGAUGAACAACCAUAUAGCAACACUUGUGUGUAUAUAAUAGUGCCUCCUGAAUACUAACAGGUGAAUUUGUAAACUUGUAUUUGUUCUUUCUCCUAGUGGUGAUUAGAGAAUUAGUUGGUAGGUUUGAGACCUCAGAGUCACUUCUAUUCCUCACAUUUUAGUUGUAAAUAAGAGAUCAAUUAUAUAUCUAGUUGAAGUUUGAUAGGAAAUUUAUUUUUGUUC
This is a messenger RNA of Sesamum indicum (sesame), 1042 nucleotides long. Its product is annotated as transcription factor SRM1. Gene Ontology annotation, molecular function: DNA binding. The record is from RefSeq and is a predicted model, not a curated record. NCBI's taxonomy places the organism in Eukaryota, Viridiplantae, Streptophyta, Magnoliopsida, Lamiales, Pedaliaceae.